GACAGAGAGAGAGAGAGAGAGCGGGGCUGUGGUCAGUCUGAUCGUUGCUCCUCGCCAUAGGUGAUGUCUGGGAAUAAAAGCAUGAAACUGGACACAGAGAUGCGCUCUCAUAGCUCCGCCCCUGAAUAACAUCACCAUCAUCAUCAUCAUCAGAGUCGGAGAGGAAUAACUGGAGGGCACGAGAGAGGACGCACGCGGACUGUCAACCUGCUGCACGCGUCGCGUUCAUCCGUCACCUCUGAAUACGCAGCCGAGAGCAAGAGCAAGUCAGCAAUCGCAGAUGCUCGCGCAUUCACAUGCACAGACCCUGCCUUCUCUCUCUCUCUGAUUAUUUUUCUCAGGCUAAUAUGAGGAAGCCUCUGGUGUGCUGAAGGACGUCUGGAUUUACUGUACAAGUAGCGUUCUCAGCAUGCGAUAAGCCCGACUGUAGCGUAACGAGAGAGCGUUGAAGAAGAGAGAACAGCCAUGGCCUCUGACAUCCAGCGCCAUCUGAUUGUCUGCGUCCGCCAGCGCUCCUGGAAGAAACUCAGGCCUGCGCGGGUGUUUGGCCUUCUCGUUAGUCUCAUAGCAAUAAGUGCAGUGGCCUUCUCGUGGCGCUCUACUGCUCAGUGGGAGGGGCUACAAAGCCACGCCCCACACAGGACACUGCUCUCCACACACCUGGGUUACCACAGUAACCUCUCGGAGGACACACCCAUAGCCAUGCGCUCAUCCGCGGAGUCAAACGAGAGUCAGGGGGACUAUCCGACUGACCUGUUCAGUUUGGAGGACCGUCGGCGCGGUGCUGUUGUGUUGCACAUGUUUGGCAUGAUCUACAUGUUCAUCGCUCUCGCCAUCGUCUGCGACGAGUUUUUUGUCCCCGCGCUCACGGUCAUCACAGAGAAACUCGAGAUCUCAGAUGACGUGGCAGGAGCCACCUUCAUGGCGGCCGGGGGCUCGGCUCCUGAGCUCUUCACCUCCGUCAUCGGCGUAUUCAUUUCCCACAGUAACGUGGGCAUCGGAACCAUCGUCGGCUCUGCUGUGUUCAACAUCUUGUUCGUCAUCGGAAUGUGUGCCGUCUUCUCCAAAGAGAUCCUGAACCUGACGUGGUGGCCUCUGUUUAGGGACGUCUUCUUCUACAUCGUCGGCCUCGUCAUGCUCAUCGUUUUCUUCUUGGAUAACUACAUCACGCACUGGGAGAGUAUCAGUCUGCUGCUGACCUACGCCACAUAUGUGCUCUUCAUGAAGUUCAAUGGGAAUGUAGAGACUUUUGUCAAGGGCAUCAUGAACAGAAACCAGGUGGUGGAAGUGGAGGCCCAACCAAAGUUGAGCCCUACUGCAGUGGAGGAUGACAGCAAGCUGUCGGUCAAACCCCGACUGCAGAGAGGAGGAAGCUCCGCCUCUUUACACAACAGCCUAAUGAGGAACAGCAUCUUUCAUCUGAUGAUCCACACACUCGACCCUCUCAGUGAAGAAUUCGUUGACUCUGAGCUGGGGACUUAUGGCAAGCUAAAAUAUUAUCACUCAAUGACCGAGGAAGGAAAAUUCCGCGAGAAGGCGUCCAUCCUUCACAAAAUUGCCAAAAAGAAAUGCCAGGUGGAGGACUCAAAUGGAGUUGCUGAUAAAAAUCUGCCAAACAGCUCGAGUGUGGAGGUGGACAUGACUCCACCGAUGAACGGCACCGCUGGACAAGAAGGAGAUACAGGUGAAGAGGAUGAUGAGGAAGAUCAGCCUCUGAGCCUGUCGUGGCCCGAGUCCAAACGCAAGCGCCUCACGUAUCUCUUGAUCCUGCCCAUAGUCUUCCCUCUGUGGAUGACACUGCCGGACGUCCGGAAGGCCAGUUCCAAGAAGUUUUUUCCCAUUACGUUCCUGGGAGCGAUUUGCUGGAUCGCGGGAUUCUCCUACCUGAUGGUGUGGUGGGCUCAUCAGGUUGGAGAGACUAUAGGAAUCACAGAGGAGAUCAUGGGACUGACGAUUCUAGCGGCGGGAACCUCCAUCCCUGAUCUGAUCACCAGUGUCAUUGUGGCCCGGAGGGGUCUGGGAGACAUGGCAGUGUCCAGCUCCGUGGGCUCCAACAUAUUCGACAUUACUGUGGGGUUACCGCUCCCAUGGCUGCUGUACUCCAUUAUAAACAGUAUGAGCCCGGUUCAGGUGAGUAGCAACGGUCUGUUCUGCGCCAUCGUGCUGCUCUUCAUCAUGCUCCUCUUCGUCAUCAUCUCCAUCGCCGCCUGUAAGUGGAAGAUGAGCAAACUGCUGGGCUUCAUCAUGUUCCUGCUCUAUAUGGUCUUCCUGGUGGUCAGCGUCCUGUUGGAGGACAAGGUCAUCGUCUGCCCCAUCUCUGUCUGACGUCUCAUUUACGCACACAUGAAGCUAAACCACGUUCCUGCUGACUUUAACUUACCUCCGUAGUAAUUUCUUUUCUUAUGACAGAGUUCCCAGCCUCCUUCGCACUUUAUCUAAAACCCUGUGUGUUUAUGGGGUUUUACACACUUAAAACAUGCUUUAAUAUUAAUAUUUGUCUUGCUUUCCAGUAAAAUAUCUAAAGAUCCUUAAAGAACAUCACUGAACUGUACUUAAGAAGCAAAACUCGUUUUCAGAGAAAAUAGUUUUACUUGUUUUUUUUUUUUUCGUCUAAUUUUAAGCUCAAACUUCAUUAGGCAUACACUUAGACUUUUCUUAAAACAAAAAAUAUUUGGCCGUAACUAAUUAUAUAUGAAGAUAUAUUCUAAAAAAAAAAAUAUUUCUUACUUAGCAUCUUUGUUUUGUUUUCCAGUGCAAAUAUCUGAGCAUUCUUAAAUUUACUGAGAGUGGACAUUUCUUAAGAGAAUUAUGUGAGAUAUUAAGUCUUGUUUUCUUGAAU
Sinocyclocheilus anshuiensis is the source of this 2839-nucleotide messenger RNA. RefSeq names its product solute carrier family 24 member 2 (gene slc24a2a). Bases 466 to 2325 code for a protein of 619 amino acids. Gene Ontology annotation, cellular component: plasma membrane. NCBI's taxonomy places the organism in Eukaryota, Metazoa, Chordata, Actinopteri, Cypriniformes, Cyprinidae. The transcript has 12 exons. Gene Ontology annotation, molecular function: calcium, potassium:sodium antiporter activity; calcium channel activity. The record is from RefSeq and is a predicted model, not a curated record. Gene Ontology annotation, biological process: calcium ion transmembrane transport; long-term synaptic potentiation; long-term synaptic depression.